Molecule: messenger RNA, 1611 nt
Organism: Naegleria lovaniensis
Lineage: Eukaryota; Heterolobosea; Eutetramitea; Acrasida; Naegleriidae
Exons: 2
Coding region: 1-1611 (536 amino acids)
Biological process (GO): protein folding
Cellular component (GO): chaperonin-containing T-complex
Molecular function (GO): ATP hydrolysis activity; ATP binding; ATP-dependent protein folding chaperone
Source: RefSeq, a predicted model, not a curated record
AUGUUCGCUCAAGCCAGACCUCAAAUCUAUGUACUCAAGGGUAACUCCAAGAGAGAGCAAGGUGCAAAGGCUCAACUUGCCAAUAUCCAAGCUGCCAAAGCCAUUGCUUCCAUUGUGAGAACAACUCUCGGACCAAAGGCCAUGCUCAAAAUGAUUCUCGAUCAGAUGGGUACUGUUCAACUCACUAGUGAUGGUAAUGCCAUCCUCAGAGAAUGCGACGUUACACACCCAGCAGCUAAGAGUAUGAUUGAAUUGAGUAGAACACAAGACGAAGAAGUCGGUGAUGGUACCACUUCAGUCAUUAUCCUUGCUGGUGAAAUUCUUACUGUGGCCGAACCAUUGUUGCAAAGAAAGAUUCACCCCACUCGUAUCGUGAAAGGCUUUUUGAAAGCUCUUGAGGAUGCUGUUAACUUUAUUUCUGAAAAGAUGUCAAGAACUAUUGAUGUUAACAAUUAUGAACAAGUUGCAGAAAUUGUGAAUACUAGUAUUGGCACAAAGUUCACUCAUCGUUACAGUGAUUUGAUGUGUAAAUUGGCUAUUGAUGCUGUGCGAACAGUUGCUAUCGAUUUGGAAAACGGAAAGAAAGAUAUUGAUGUUAAAAGAUACGCACGUAUUGAAAAGAUUCCUGGUGGAUUAUUAUCUGAAUCACGAGUAUUGAGCGGUGUCAUGAUUAACAAGGAUAUUCUUCAUCCAAAGAUGAGAAGAAGAAUUGAAAAUCCAAGAAUUUUACUUUUGGACUGUCCUCUUGAAUACAAGAAGGGUGAAAGCGAAACCAACGUUGUUUUGGAAAAGGAAGAAGAUUUCGAAACUUUACUCAAGAUGGAAGACGAGUGGAUUAAGAAGACUUGUGAUGACAUUAUCAAAUUCAAACCAGAUCUCGUCAUUACUGAAAAAGGAUGUUCCGAUUUAGCCCAAUAUUAUCUUCUUAAACAUAAUAUUUCUGCUCUUCGUCGUGUCAGAAAGACGGACAACAACCGUAUUGCCCGUGCCACAGGAGCCACAAUUGUUUCCAGAACUUCUGAAAUCAGAGAAUCUGACAUUGGAACAGGAGCUGGUCUAUUUGAGAUUAGAAAGAUUGGUGACGAAUACUUUACAUUUAUUGAAAAUUGCAAAGAUCCUAAGGCUUGUACAAUUCUUUUGAGAGGAGGAAGUAAGGAUAUUUUGAAUGAGAUUGAAAGAAACUUGGAUGAUGCUUUGCAUGUUGUGAAGAACAUCUUUAUUGAUCCUCGUAUCGUCCCAGGAGGUGGUGCUGUUGAAAUGAGCGUUUCACAACAUUUAAUGCAAAAAUCAAAGAGUAUCAAGGGAAUUGAGCAACUUCCAUACCAAGCUGUUGCUUCUUCUUUGGAGGUUAUUCCUAGAACUUUGGCAGAAAACUGUGGAGCAAAUACCAUUCGUCUCAUCACCGAGUUAAGAGCUAAACACUCCAACGAACAAAAUCUUACUUUGGGAAUUGAUGGUCAAAAGGGUGUUAUUGCUGACACUGCAGAACUAAAGAUUUGGGAGCCUUACGAAGUGAAAGUUCAAACCAUUAAGACCGCUGUUGAGGCAGCUUGUUUGAUUCUUCGUAUUGAUGACGUUUUGUCCUCAUUAAAGCCUAAGGAAAAGAAAUAA